AUGAUUUUCUCAUUGAUUUCUUUAACGAAAUCGAAACAAAUUCCAUUGAUUGGUCUCUUUACAAGAGAUAAUCCCGAAGAUGGUUAUAAUAAUAAUUCUUCUUCGCCGUCGUCGUCGUCCUUAAUUUUUGACUAUGCAACCAAACAUUUAAAAGCAAUAAAAACUAUUCAUACAGAACUCGUCAUACAACGGUACGAACAAGAUAUUCCAUGUGACAUGGCUAUUGCAACAAAAAUGGUUUUCGACAUGAUACAUCAAACUCCGAAGCCGUUAGCUAUAUUUAGCGGUUCUUGUCGAAAAGUAGCAUCGGCUAUUGCUGAAACAGCUGGCGUAUAUGACAUGACCACAGUGUUCUAUUCCGAAACAAGUUCACUAUUUGCUGCUCGAGAAAAAUAUCCAUCAUUAAUACGAACCGUACCUGGCGAUUCUCAGCAUAAUAUAGCUCGAAAACUACUAUUGAGACAAUAUCAUUGGCAUCGAUAUGGGAUAUUAUAUCAAUACGAACGACAGUAUACAAUGCCUGUAACACGAUUCAAUGAUCUAUUACAAGACGAAAACGAUUGGGAAAAUGCUUUAUCGAAGGGCAUAUCAUUUAAUGAUCUUGAUGAAACACAAGGUAACCGAACAAGAAAUUCAUUAAAAGAAGCAUUUGAUGAAUUACAAGUAAGUCUUUGA
Molecule: messenger RNA, 675 nt
Organism: Rotaria socialis
Lineage: Eukaryota; Metazoa; Rotifera; Eurotatoria; Philodinida; Philodinidae
Source: the annotation of a GenBank genome assembly